Messenger RNA from Ipomoea triloba (trilobed morning glory), 1887 nucleotides. RefSeq names its product zinc finger BED domain-containing protein RICESLEEPER 2-like. Gene Ontology annotation, molecular function: DNA binding; protein dimerization activity. Lineage: Eukaryota; Viridiplantae; Streptophyta; Magnoliopsida; Solanales; Convolvulaceae. The transcript is spliced from 5 exons. Bases 1 to 1887 code for a protein of 628 amino acids. The record is from RefSeq and is a predicted model, not a curated record.
AUGGUUGAGCAUUCCGGUUUUAGGGAGUUCAUGCAACUUGCUCAACCUUUGUUCAAGGUGCCUAGUCGGAAUACAAUUAGAGCGGACAUUCUAAAGCAGUAUGAGGGUCAAAAGACCACACUUGUUGAGUCUAUGAAUAGAAGCGCAAGUAGGGUUGCAUUGACGACGGAUAUGUGGACUUCAUUUAAUGGAAAGAAGGGGUAUAUGGCUAUUACAGCUCAUUUUGUGGACAACAAUUGGAGUCUACAUAAUUUAAUUUUGAGGUUUAUUUAUGUCCCGGCUCCACAUACAGCAUUGGCUCUUUCAAAAGAAAUGUUGAAAUGUGUUUUAGAUUGGAAUCUUGAGAGAAAGGUGUCUACAGUAACUGUUGAUAAUUGUUCAACUAAUGAUGCUUUAAUAAAUAACAUGUUUUCUAAGCUUAAUCGUAAGCAUCUUUUAUUUGGGGGAAAAUUUUUCCAUAUGCGUUGUUGUGCACAUAUCUUGAAUUUGAUAGUGCAAGAUGGGCUAAAAGUUAUGGGGAAUGGAUUGGAAAGAGUUAGAGAUAGUGUUGGUUUAUGGUUAGCUACACCAAAAAGACAACAACUAUUUAAAGAAAGUGCAACACAUUUGGGCAUAGAAUACUCAAAACAGUUAGUUCAGGAUUGUAAGACUCAAUGGAAUUCUACUUAUUUGGUGCUUUCUGUUGCAUUGCAAUACAAAGAUGUUUUUUACCGUUUGAAACAACAAGAGUUUUCUUUUCUUUGUGCACCAUUUGAACAAGAUUGGGAGUUAGCUGAGAACAUUUGUGAUAAAUUGAAAGUCUUUUAUAAAGCAUCAAAUGUAUUUUAUGAAAGAAAAUAUCCAACUUCAAAUGUUUUCUUCCUAUUCAUGUUUGAGAUUAAGGUUAAUUUGUGCGAUUGGGUUGAGUCAACUGAUUUGGUGAUAGCAAAUAUAGCUAAGAGUAUGCUUGCAAAGUUUGAUAAAUAUUGGGAAGUGGUGCAUGGGAUUCUAGCUGUAGCUAAUGUUCUUGAUCCAAGGUAUAAGUUAGGAGUUAUUCAGUUCUUCUUUCAAACAUUUUAUGGAGAUAAAGCUGCAUCAGAAAUUGAGAGGGUUAAGACAUAUUGCAAUGAUUUGUGCCGUGACUAUGAGUGUUCUUCAAUAGCAACAUCUUCAAGUAAACACGUUCAAUCUGUUGUUGGAGGGGAGAAUUUGACUAAGGGUGACCCAGUUAGGGAUAAAUUGAAAACCUUUAUGGAAAGUGCAACACAUUUGGCUGAGACAUCAGAGUUGGACUUGUAUUUAGAGGCUAAGAGGUCACCAUUUGAUGAUGAUUUGGAUGUUUUAUCAUGGUGGCAAACUAAAGGAAAGAAAUAUCCAACUUUGAGGAACAUUGAUGAAGUUAAUCAAAAUGUGAUGGUGGAUACUACAUCUUUUGAUGAUUUUGUAUCUCCCGCGGUUGUGUUGGCCCCUCGUGCCCAACCAAACCCUCCUUUGGAUGAUUCUGAUAAUGGGGUCGCUGGUGAAGAGGAGGACGAUACACAUCCUGUGAGAGAGUUAGUUGGUGGUGGGACCUCAGUAAAGACUGUUGAUGAGGAGUUCGUUGACAAGAUUGGUGUGUUAGUUGCAGCGGUGGAUGACAUGCUGCAGUUCCUCGAGUGUCAUCUAGGUCAGUCGUCCCGCUUAGAUACUUUUGGGUGGGUUGUAUCUGUUGCUCGCAAGAUCCUUAUGUUGUUUGAUCAGUCGGGGCGUUCUGUGGCGGAACCCCAUAGGAAUUUGGGGGUCGGGCAACGCAGAUGGAUGACGAUAUGUGGAGCAAUCCAGACAAUCUCCGUGCAGUUGAGGCGAUUGAGAGGACGACUCAGCAGAACAAGUCAGCUCAACAGAUUCCUUCCUUUAGUUUUGGUCUGA